AUGUUUGGCGCAGGACAAGGAAGUUACGGCAAAUCUGCUGGACAAGGUGGUGCAGCUGGCGCUGGACAAGGUGGUGCAGCUGGUGUUGGACAAGGUGGUGCAGCUGGUACUGGACAAAGUGGCGCAUCUGGUGCUGGUGUAGGCGGUGCAGUUGGUGCUGGGCAGCGCAGUUGCUAUCUCAUGCCUGGUGCAGGGCAGGGAGGUUACGGCGGAUCCUCUGGGCAAAGUGGCACAGCUAGUGCUGGUAUUGGCGGUGCAGCUGGAGCUGGGGAACGGAGCAGCUAUUUCAUGCUUGGCGCAGGGCAAGGAAGUUACGGCAAACCUGCUGGACAAGGUGGUGUAGCAAGUACUGGGCAAGGUGGUGCAGCUGGUGCUGGUGUAGGCGGUGCAGCUGGUGGUGGAGAGCGAAGCAGUUAUUUCAUGCUUGGCGCAGGGCAAGGAAGUUACGGCAAAUCUGCUGGACAAAGUGGUGUAGCGGGUACUGGGCAAGGUGGUGCAGCUGGUGCUGGGCAAGGUGGAGCAGCUGGUGCUGGGCAAGGUAGCGCAACUGGUGCUGGUGUAGGCGGUGCAGUUGGUGCUGGGCAGCGUAGUUGCUAUCUCAUGCCCGGUGUAGGACAGGGAGGUUAUGGCGGAUCCGCCGGACAAGGUGGAGCAGGUGUAGGGGGUGCAGCUGGUGGUGGAGAGCGGAGCAGCUAUUUCAUGCUUGGCCCAGGGCAAGAAGGCUACGGCAAAUCUGCUGGGCAGGGUGGUGCAGCUGGUGCUGGACAAGGUGGUGCAGCUAGUGCUGGACAAGGUGGUGCGGCUGGUGUUGGACAAGGCAGCGCAACUGGUGCUGGUGUAGGUGGUACAGUUGGUGCUGGGCAGCGUAGUUGCUAUCUCAUGCCUGGUGCAGGACAAGGAGGAUACGGCGGAUCCGCUGGACAAGGUGGAGCAGCUAGUGCUGGUGUAGGGAGUGCAGCUGGUGGUGGAGAGCGAAGCAGCUAUUUCAUGCUUGGCGCAGGGCAAGGAAGUUACGGCAAAUCUGCUGGACAAGGUGGUGCGGCUGGUGCUGGACAAAGUGGUAUAACUGGUCCAGGACAAGGUGGCGCAGCUGGUGCUGGUGUAGGCAGUGCAGUUGGUGCUGGACAGCGAAGUUGCUAUCUCAUGCCGGGUGCAGGACAGGGAAAUUAUAGCGCGGGCAGUUCGGGUAUCGGGUCAGGCGGUACUGGAAUUGCUGGAGGAGGCGAAAGGAGCAGCUACUUCAUGGCUGGUGCUGUCCCGGGAGGAAUGGGUGGUGGAAAAAGUUCUACAGGAGCAAGCGGUGCAGGUGCAGGGGAACGAAGCCAGUAUUUCAUGCCAGGUGCAGAACCGAGUUCUGGCACUCCUUCGAAGGGAGCAGCGGUUGGUGGUGCCCAAGGUCAAGCGAAAGGAACCAGUGGUGGAAAUGCAAAAUCGGCUGCUGCCGGUGGUUAUGAAGGAGGUUCAAAUACGCGCAGCAGCUAUUUUAUGCUCGGUCAGGGGCCGGGGGGCGCCGUCCAAAGUUCGAAGCCCGCUGCAGCUACCGGUAGUCCAGGCAUUUCUGCAGGACAAACUAGCGUUUAUUUCGCGCCAGGUGGCACACAGCCUGGGGGGGCAGGGGCAGCAAAAAGCUCAACACCUGCCGGCACCACGAGUGUUUAUUUGACACCAAGAAAACCUUAA
Gongylonema pulchrum is the source of this 1680-nucleotide messenger RNA. Lineage: Eukaryota; Metazoa; Nematoda; Chromadorea; Rhabditida; Gongylonematidae. The record is from the annotation of a GenBank genome assembly.